AUGGAAGAGCCGACUACUUCCCGGUUUUCGUUCAAUUCGUGUCCCAUCCAUUGGUUCAGCAUCUUCAACAUUCGCAAAUUGGAUCAAAUAUUCAGAGAAUUGUCCCAUCUAACAUGCAGCCAAACAGUUGCGCGCGCAUUUGCUUCAACCAAAGCCUUCCAUUCAAACUCGUCCAGGAAGGACGCUCUGAAAUUCCCAUCUCUUUUUAAACUGAUAAGGAACCGAUUAAACGCUGGUGAUAUUUUCUAUCUAUCUAUCUAUCUAUCUAUCUAUCUGAAUAAAGACAAAAGGAAAACUCUAGUAGCCAUAGGAAAUUACAUUCUGUUCAUCUGUCUCUAUUUUGAUCUAUCUCUUCUAUGUGUGUAUCUAUCUAUCUAUCUAUCUAUCUAUCUAUCUAUCUAUCUAUCAUUCUUUAAUAUCUAUCUAUCUAUCUAUCCUGAUACAUUUCUAUUUCUGUGUGUCUGUCUAUCUAUCUAUCUAUCUAUCUAUCUAUCUAUCUAA
This is a messenger RNA of Acanthosepion pharaonis, 501 nucleotides long. The record is from the annotation of a GenBank genome assembly. NCBI's taxonomy places the organism in Eukaryota, Metazoa, Mollusca, Cephalopoda, Sepiida, Sepiidae.